This is a messenger RNA of Nothoprocta perdicaria, 1942 nucleotides long. It is a transcript of the gene PGBD5, whose product is annotated as piggyBac transposable element derived 5. Gene Ontology annotation, cellular component: nucleus. The record is from RefSeq and is a predicted model, not a curated record. Gene Ontology annotation, biological process: non-replicative DNA transposition. The transcript is spliced from 7 exons. NCBI's taxonomy places the organism in Eukaryota, Metazoa, Chordata, Aves, Tinamiformes, Tinamidae. The coding region runs from base 100 to 1329 and encodes 409 amino acids. Gene Ontology annotation, molecular function: transposase activity.
GAGGAGGAAGAGGAGGCAGCGGAGAAGGGCGGCUGGACGCAGGCGCUGCGAGACGUGUCCCCCCCGCACUUCAAGGACAGCAGCGGUCCAACACGAAAAAUGCCCUUAACUGCCAGUGCCAUGGACUUUUUUCAGCUCUUUGUUCCUGACAACGUACUAAAGAACAUGGUGGUCCAAACCAACAUGUAUGCCAAGAAAUACCAGGAGAGGUUUGGCAGUGACGAUGCCUGGAUUGAUGUUACCUUGACAGAAAUGAAGGCCUUUUUAGGCUAUAUGAUAUCAACCAGCAUCCACCACUGUGAGUCUGUUCUCAGCAUCUGGAGCAGUGGCUUCUACAGCAACAGGAGCAUUGCACUUAUCAUGACACAGUCACGGUUUGAGAAGAUCCUGAAGUAUUUCCACAUUGUGGCCUUCCGCUCGAGCCAGACCACGCACGGCCUCUACAAAAUCCAGCCCUUUCUGGACUCUCUGCAGAACGGCUUCGACUCUGCUUUUAGACCUUCCCAAACCCAGGUGCUCCAUGAGCCCCUGAUUGACGAGGAUCCCAUUUUCAUUGCCACAUGCACAGAGAGGGAGCUUCGCAAGAGGAAAAAGAGGAAAUUCAGUCUCUGGGUUCGGCAGUGCUCGUCCACUGGUUUCAUCUGCCAGAUUUACGUCCAUCUCAAGGAAGGGAGCGGUGCUGACGGGCUGGAUGCUUUGAAGAACAAACCGCAGCUCCACAGUAUGGUGGCCAAAAGCCUCUGCCAGAACGCGUCUGGAAAGAACUACAUCAUCUUCACUGGCCCCAGCAUUACGAGCCUCAACCUCUUUGAGGAGUUUGAGAAGCAAGAGAUUUACUGCUGCGGGUUGCUGAGCGCCAGGAAAAGUGACUGCACAGGCCUACCUCCAACCAUGCUGAACAACCCUGAAACGCCCCAGGCCAGAGGGCAGUACAGAAUAAAAAUGAAGGGAAACAUGUCCUUGAUCUGCUGGUACAAUAAAGGGCACUUUCGUUUUCUGACUAAUGCCUAUUCCCCGGUUCAACAAGGAGUUAUAAUUAAGAGAAAAAGCGGAGAAAUUCCAUGUCCCUUGGCAGUUGAAGCGUUUGCUGCUCACCUUAGCUAUAUCUGCAAAUACGAUGACAAAUACAGCAAAUACUUCAUCUCGCACAAACCCAACAAGACCUGGCAGCAAGUGUUCUGGUUCGCCAUCAGCAUCGCCAUAAACAACGCCUACAUCCUGUACAAGAUGUCGGAGGCCUACCCCGUGUCGAGGUACAGCCGCGCGCAGUUCGGGGAGAGGCUCGUGCGGGAGCUCCUGGGCCUGGAAGACACCUCGCCCUCCCACUGACGCCUCGCUCGCCGCCGCACAGGCACAGCUGGAGGGGGAGCGGAGGGGAACACCACACCGGGAGCGGCAAAGCGGGACCUGGUGCCACCACCACUGCCGUCCUUAUCCAGGAAUGCCAAGUGACGACGCGAGGGAGGUGGAGACUGUCCUGGUAGCGGCUGGGUGUAGACGUGUCCUACGGAAAGUGCCGCAGGAAAAGCUGGCAGGAGAUUGCCUGUGUGAAUGCCCUGUGGGUAUCUGUACAUCAGAAAAAGGACUUAAAUCAGUCGUUUCUCAGUACUAUUUGUUGAACAGGGUCAUCUUGUAAAGUUCCUCCUGGGCUCAGAGCGUGGCCUAAGCCGACAUAGCUCAAAAGUCCCAGGUGGGCUUUACAAGAAAAUUCUUUAUGUUAGUUUGCAGGCCUCAGCUUAACUCUGGGAUGAGCAAUGCAAGCCUGUACCUUGGGCUGUGGUUGAGAGCACCCACCACCUUGCAAGGAGUCAUUGCUGUCCUCACAAUGUGCUAAGAGAAUCCGUUCAGAUUUACAAACACUGACAAGCAAGCGUCUUGACAAACAAAACCCUUAAGGGCAGGUAGCCAAGAACCAAUAAUUGGUAAAGACUUCCUUUUUUUU